Mucor velutinosus is the source of this 4239-nucleotide messenger RNA. Its product is annotated as fatty-acyl coenzyme A oxidase. NCBI's taxonomy places the organism in Eukaryota, Fungi, Mucoromycota, Mucoromycetes, Mucorales, Mucoraceae. The transcript has 3 exons. The coding region runs from base 1 to 4239 and encodes 1412 amino acids. The record is from RefSeq and is a predicted model, not a curated record. Gene Ontology annotation, molecular function: GTPase activator activity.
AUGAGAUCUGCCUCAAUCAGCAAUAGCAGCAACAUGAUGAAAGCGAGAUCAGAAUCUAUUUCAGCCAUUUCAACGCUCUCUUCCUUAUCUUCUUCUUCUUCUUCAGCAUCCAGAGGAUCCACACCUCACCACAAUUACAGCAUGUACGCCGACCAGCCUCGCAUCCCUAAUACAAGCGACUAUGAUGGCAGGUAUCCCGCUUCCCCUCCUCUACCACCAGCAGCCCCGCCUCAAACUACGCCUUCUCAUUCAUCCGAUUACUUGUCAUCACCUACGACUCGCUUCUAUCAUCCAAAUCACUCUACCGCGUCGCCCAUCUCCAGACAUGCACAGGGCUUUGAUUUCAGAAACAGCUAUGCCACUGAAGAAGAGCAACAAGAAGCCAUCGCCAUGAUGCGGCCUUCCUUAUCAGCAAAGGCAAACGCUUCCUCAAUGAGCGUAGUCAGAGAGCAACCUCUGUCUCUUCCUCUGCCACCAACACCUACACCUACACAGCAGCAGCAGCAACAACCGCAGCAAUUAACACCUGCAAAGACAUAUCCCAUGUUUCCACCUACAGAGGAAAUGAAGCUCAAAGCCAACAAAGCACUUUUAGAAUCAGAAACGUCCUUUCGAGUGCUCUAUGCAGGCGAUGCUGUAUACAAACCAGACAAGAAGAUACUCAGCAAAUCCAAGCGGGGCCAUUUCGUACUGACCAACAACCAACUGCUCUUGUACAAAUCAUCGCAAAAGGCACGCAGCGAAAUCAACUUUUUCGAGUUUUCAGGCACGCAAAGCAGCCACAGCAUCAGCAGCAAUAGCAGUAUCACGCAAGGCGCUGCUUCCAAGAUGAUUGAUAAAGACCGUGUAUUUCUUGAUUUAUCCAGUGUUUAUGCUGUGCAGCUGGUAGCUACCUCGCUGUAUACGUUUCGCAUUGAAUACUUUCAUCCGCAAUCUGGACAAGCCCUGUCGCAUACACUGACAGCUGAUAACGAGCGAGAGGCCAGGCAAUGGGUUCAAACACUGCGAAAGGCUGUCUGCGUACACCAUCCUCGCAUUGACAGCAUAUCAGGCACAGAAAAAUACGCCGUGCUGGAUCGCAUGGCCAAGCAGAGCGAUACGUUCAGUAACUCGGAUCAAGUCAAGAUGUACAAGGUGGUGUUUAAAGAAAAGAGGUACAAGAUUGCAGGUGGAGACCAGCCCAAAGAAGUGUUCUUGCCUGUGAUUAUGGCGAUUGGCAAGUUCAGCUUUUACUUUCUGCCUAUUUCUGUGCUGGACGACGAGUAUCUCAAGACGGUGGAGCGAGAUCGGUUUGGUGUGCUGUCUAUUCACUCCAUUCGUUAUGACAAUGCAGAUGAUACAGUGGUGAUUGAUGUCAAGCAGGUGGGAAAGAGCAACCGACAACUGGCCUUUGCCUCUACGUUUUGCGAGGAGAUUAUCCAGUAUCUGUAUCGCUCCAUCGAAUCAAUUAUCCCAGGAAUGGCAUCAUCGCUGUAUGACAAGAUGCCAAAUCACAUCAAGUAUGCGCAGGUGGUGCCUUACGUGGUGCCACUGGACCCUGAGGAUGAGAUGACGGGACAUGACGAUGAACAAGUGCAUCGAUUCAACUCUACUUUGCGUGCCUACACGGCUGCUAUGAACAUGAACAAGUCUCGCUUCAAUUUCACGAUCACGGGCCCUUUGAAAGCCAAGUCCUUUACUUUGCUGCCACCUCAUGAAGUAGGCGGCACACCUCCAAAGUAUGAAAAGUACGAACUGCUGGCCAUUCUUCGUACAAUUCAAUCCAAUAAUAUCUUUGUGGAGGUUUGCUUGGCUCACUGUCCUCUGGACGAAUUGGAGACAUGGACUGCACAACCCAAUCAUGGCUGGACAUUUGUAAAGAACCAUCCUCUCAACGACAAGAAUCUGCUCUCCAACGAGAUUUACAACAUUCUGACAAGCCUCAAACUGUUGCGCAAACUGGAUCUCACUGACUGCUCCAUUGGCAAGUCAUCGCCUGCGGAAGACCCCAUGCGAAGACACUCUGCUAUUGCCACCAUUGGCACCGUGAUGCGAUCUGGUAAAACACAGCUGAGCAGAAUCAGCGUCGGCAAGAACAAGCUGACUGAAGCUGAUUUGAGCAAACUGAUGAACGGCAUCAAGGAGCACAAAAAGUCGAUCAAGGAGUUGUAUCUCAACGACUGUGGCCUGGAGAAGGACAUGAUUGAAAUGGUGCUUCGUACCCUGUUUGAAAAGAACCCGGAUCAAAUCAUCAGUUUAGAUUUGUCUUCCAAGCUGAGCAACGGCAUGGCCAUUGAUCCUGCUUUAGUGGAAAAGAUGGUGAUCCACUUUAAGCGACUAGAAAUCCUACGCAUGAGAGGACACAAUCUACUCGGUGCCAACUACACAUUUUUGCUGGAAUCCAGUCGUCUGCGAGAACUGGAUUUAGGCGGGUCAAAGAUGAACAGUGAUAUCGUUGCUCGACUCUGCAAGUGGAUCCAGACACCCUCUUUCAACUGCAUCGAGUCGCUGCACCUAGCUGAUUGUAACCUGAACGGCAAGAAUGUGUACGACAUUUUGGUGAGCAUCAGCCAGUCUGGCAAUCGAUCCAUGCAUCUGAACUUGGCACAGAAUCCCAUCAUGAAGGAGGUCAUGCAUCUGCCCAAGCUACACUCUGCUAUACUGCAAGGAGAAGGCCCCAAGUCCAUCUCGUUUGCCCGCAUUGAAUGGGAUGACUCUACGCUGCGUGAAUUCAUCGACUGCCUCAGAGACAACCAGACCAUCACUCAUCUUAACCUCUCUGAUAUCACUAUGCGCGACACGGAUGAGAUAUCAGAGGACACUGUCCGCAUGCUUACCUCUUUGUUUGAGCGCAAUACGUGUCUGACUGAACUGGAGCUCAACUUUGACCACAACAAGGUCGCCCGUUCGCCCCUGUCGGCUUUCCAGCCAAGAUCGUUGAUCUGCAAUGCCAUUGUGCAAGCUCUGCCUGGUCUCCGCCACAACGCGUCGCUUCAGUAUCUGGACAUUUCCAACCUGUACAUUGAAGAUGCCGGUGCCUUUGCCCUCGCUCGUGUGCUCAAGACAAACAAGCGCCUGCAAUCCAUUAUUCUCGAGGACAACAAUAUUUCCAUUGACGGCUACAGAAGCUUAACCAAAGUCAUUGAAGAAAGCGCCACACAGGUCAUCAACAUUCCCAUUCCUCGCAAAGAUUUGCGUUCUCAAUUGAGCUACCUGGUAUUCCGCAUUGAAGAACUCAUCAUCUCUGAAAACGAAGCCCAAUUCUUUUUGAUCCAUACCACGGCAAGCGACAAGAAAAAGUCCAAGAAGCAUGAAUUGGAAAUGAUUGCUCAGGAACGAAAGAAAUGCGAGAUGGCUCUGCAAAACUUUGAAAGCGUGAUCCAUGCUCUGAUGGUGGCCGUGCGCAAGAACAUGAGAGAAGUCGAGGAGCAAAACUACCGUAAUAUGGAGUUCCAGAUGCAAGCUCAGACAGCUGCUCAAGAACUCGCCAUUGCGCAAGUGCGUCUGCAAGGCGCCCGAUCUCCGAGUGGGAUGAGUGGCACCAAUUUGAGCGCUGUAGGCGUUGUGUCUCGGGCAAGAAAUGCAAGCAGCAGUAAUGCAAGCACCACCAGUAGUACCAAUAGCAGCGUGUAUGGAUCGUUGUCAAGAAGUGCUAGUAGAAACACCUAUCAAGGAAACAGUAGAAGAUCCGUGUUUGGCUCUGAUUACUCGCUCAACAGCGGCAUGGUAUCCCCCACUCCAUUUACCGCGCAUGGCAACUACAAUGACACUAGAAUGUACAGAAGCCCCAGUAACAACAUUCACGAAGAACCUCAUAUGCUGGGUAAACCUCAUUCCUACGAUGGCAACAUGAUGGUGCAAUCUCCCGUGACACCGGCCUUGGAAUACAGCGAUCCUUAUUAUAAAUAUCAUGGCUCUGACUAUGCUGAAUCAUUGUCUACCAGUGGUAAUUUCAAUCCCUAUUCUCUUCAACACCAUUCACAACAACAACAACAACAACAACAGCAACAGGGACAGCAGUCCAUGAUGGCAUUGGAUAAUACAAGCUAUGCUGGCAUAGAUGAUCCUGGGUUCAUUAGUGAUUUUGGCUAUGUGGAUGAUUUUGAACAAGGCAUGAUGAUUGAUCCUCACUACCUGGUCCAUCAUCGCAACUCUGGAGCCUCUUCUUCCAACAACUGUCGUGAGUCUAUCUGGAAUGAGGAGCAAAUUGCUCAGCGACUUCAACGUGGGCUCUAUUUACCACCGGAUGAGAGAGAUUAG